This is a messenger RNA of Vigna unguiculata (cowpea), 837 nucleotides long. Its product is annotated as dolichol-phosphate mannose synthase subunit 2-like. Gene Ontology annotation, cellular component: dolichol-phosphate-mannose synthase complex; endoplasmic reticulum membrane. NCBI's taxonomy places the organism in Eukaryota, Viridiplantae, Streptophyta, Magnoliopsida, Fabales, Fabaceae. Gene Ontology annotation, biological process: GPI anchor biosynthetic process; dolichol phosphate mannose biosynthetic process. The record is from RefSeq and is a predicted model, not a curated record. Gene Ontology annotation, molecular function: enzyme regulator activity.
AAGUUCUUUAGUCAGUCAAAGGAAAGUCAAAAGUCUUCCUUAUAUUAACGACACUCACGCGUUUUGCAUGCCUUGCUGCCUUUAUGCAUCUACUCCUCCAGGGCAAUCGCACGUGCGAAUCAAAUCUGUCACGUGUUUCCAAGUCUUUUCACCGGAACAGAUCAAACAGAAUACCGUUUUCUAUUCGCUGAACUCUUCCCUCUCUGCGGGGUCACCGGAGACCUCUACCGAUGUCGAUUGUGGAGAGGUUUAUCUUGAAUGUUUUGAUUGAAAUGUCUAUGUUUCGUCUGCCCUGCACUAAGUGAAUGUGAGCAGUUAUUUGUGUCUUUCGUUGUCAACAAGGAGUGAGAGCAAUCAACAGAAAAAUGGAAUUAGCAGACAGAGCAGUUGGAUUUCUGUUAUCCGUUACAAGCUUGUCGAUAUUUACCUACUAUACAUUUUGGGUUAUCAUCCUGCCUUUUGUGGAUGAUGAUCAUUUCGUUCACAAGUACUUUUUACCCCAAGAGUAUGCCAUACUAAUACCAGUCUCUGCUGGCGUUACACUGCUUUGUUUCUUGAGUAUAUUUGUUGGAGUCGUGAUGCUCAAAUCCAAAAGAAAGAAGGCAUGAUUCACUUAUUCAAAGUUUUGAAACUGUGAAUGUAUUAAAUGUAUUUUAGAACAUUUCAUACCAGCUUUGCCCGAGUGAAGAUAGGUAUUUGUCUGUAGGUAAAUACCACUUUCAUGGAUCACAAAAUAUAAAUCAUGAUUUGGCCAUUGAGAAUAAAUAAGAAUUAAUUUAUAAACAAAGCUGGGUUGUUAAAGAGAUAAUGAUAGGAGUGAGUUCAACUUCUUCGAAA